UGAGACAGUGGUGUUCAUCCUUUUGUCCGAGAAUCGCCAUCCUCCGUGUGUGAAUUUUGAUCGACAUCCUCCGUCACAGCCUGACGAAAACACACACUCUUCGAGUCUCUGAAUCACUGGGAAACAGUUAAGCCGCUCCAGUAAAUGGCGGAUUUCCAGACAUCAACUCAACGAGCCAAGUGGAUUUUCACUCCCCAGAAACUAGCAGAGAGAUAUAAAUCUGCUAACCAUAGGGCAGUUCAAUUGCUGGAGAAGUGUGGAACAACACAAGUUGAAGUAGAUGCAAGUGGAUCACUAACUUAUCCUAUAGAGAAAGUUGAUGCAGGAGGAGACCAAGGUGAUAAGAAGCUUAAGCCUUUGAGUGUUGAUGAAGAACGAUUCAUGAGAGCUUUUUAUGAAGCAAAGGUUCAAGAAGUCUGCAGUGCCUUUGAGUUUCCUCACAAGAUUCAGGCAACAGCUCUCCAAUAUUUUAAAAGAUUUUAUCUGCAAUGGUCUGUUAUGCAACAUCACCCAAAAGAAAUAAUGUUAACCUGCGUGUAUGCGGCUUGUAAGAUAGAGGAGAAUCAUGUAUCUGCUGAGGAAAUUGGCAAGGGGAUUAAACAAGAUCACCACGUUAUUCUCAAGUAUGAGAUGGCUGUUCUCCAGAGUUUGGAGUUUGAUCUGAUUGUCUAUGCACCUUAUCGUGCAAUCGAAGGCUUUGUCAACAACAUGGAGGAGUUUCUUCAAGCUAGAGAUGAUGAAAUCCAAAAGCUGGAGAGUUUGCUAAAAGCGGCAACAGCAGAAGCUGAUAAAAUUAUGCUCACAGAUGCUCCACUCCUCUUUCCUCCUGGCCAGUUGGCGUUGGCUGCUAUGCGUAUUGCAAAUGGAGUUCUUGGAGUAGUUGAUUUUGAUAGGUUAUUUAAUCUCUUGGCUUUUGUUAUAUGAAAGCUUGUAGCGGUUGGGAUUUUAAACAAAAACUUCAUUUAGUGCAGGUAAAGAACUACAAGUACCCAAGUGAAAAGGACAUGAAGCAUAUAAACAGGAAGCUAAAAUCUUGUCUAGGACAUAGUUCUUCACAUGACGAGAACAAGAAACGAGAGAAAAGAUCGAAGCACAAGUCACAUAAGAACUCCAGUGAUACACCCAAAGGUGCACCGAUAGGUUGAGUUUCUUGUUUUGCCAUUAGCUUUAAAUCUUAUUGAAUGAGCAAAUCCUCUUUAUACUUUCAUGCCUUGUUGUUAAAUUUUAGCAUCUCUGGAUUAUCAAAUCUGGAACUGGCAGUUUAAUGUUAUAGAGACAAAAGCUGUAUCUUGCAACAAAGAUUGGCACAUAAAAUUGUUUAUUCCAAAGAAGAUGCCAU
Eruca vesicaria subsp. sativa (arugula) is the source of this 1339-nucleotide messenger RNA. The record is from the annotation of a GenBank genome assembly. Lineage: Eukaryota; Viridiplantae; Streptophyta; Magnoliopsida; Brassicales; Brassicaceae.